AUGCAUACCCACCACUCCCAUAGUGGAGACUACGUCUCUCAUGCUACUGGAACCUUGGAACAAAUGGUGAAAACUGCCCAGGAAAAGCAGUUUACCCAUGUAUGUCUCACGGAACACAUGCCCCGAUUGGACAAUGCUUAUCUCUAUCCAGAAGAACUAGAGAAGCAGUACACUAUCAAGAACUUGGACGAAGUGUUCACCAAAUACCUCAAACAUGCAAAUGAGAUCAAAACAAUUGUCAACACCCAGAAGAAAAUGACUAUCUUGGUCGGGUUCGAGGUUGAAGGUCUCGACACUGCCCAUAUCCAAGCAGCCAAAAAGAUAGCUGAGAUUUGUGACAUGUGCAUUGGAUCUGUUCAUUACGUCCAUGGAAUCCCUAUUGAUUUCGACGUCGAGAAGUGGAUAGCCGCGCGAGAUGUUUCAGGCUCAACCAGACAACUCUAUAAAGACUACUUUGACUUGCAAUAUGAGGUUUUAACCACACUCAACCCACAAGUCAUUGGCCACUUUGACUUAAUUCGUCUCUUCCAAAUCGAUGAGGUUGAUCCUUCGACUGGCAAGAACGUCCAGGAAAUUGAUAUUCAAAACGAUUGGCCCGAUGUCUGGCUGGCAAUCACUAGAAAUAUUGAAUAUGCAUCAUCAUAUGGUGGCCUCUUUGAACUUAACUCCGCUGCUAUUAGAAAAGGUUGGUCUUCGCCUUAUCCACGUAAAGAUAUCAGCGAUGCCAUCAUUGUAGCUGGCGGAAAGUUUUGUCUCUCUGACGAUGCUCAUACAUAUGCUCAAGUUGGUCUCAAUUACCAUAAAGUGUGGGACUAUGUGAUUAACGAGUUGAAGUUGGAGCACAUCUACCAUUUGGACCUAAACGAGUUGGGGAAGACGGUUGUAGCAAAGAAGGAAGUGAGCACCUUGUCUAAAUCGCCAUUCUGGCAACAAUACAAUUAA
This is a messenger RNA of Sungouiella intermedia, 942 nucleotides long. The record is from the annotation of a GenBank genome assembly. Lineage: Eukaryota; Fungi; Ascomycota; Pichiomycetes; Serinales; Metschnikowiaceae.